GUGGAUAAAGUAUCAAACUCAUUCAAUGCCUCUCCAAGUCCUAAAACAAAACAAAUUCAACCCAAUCUCUCCACCACUCAAAAUUUAAAAAUCCAAACUACCACCAAACACAUGAAGAAGAAGAAACUAUGAAAUCAAAUCCAUUGUCCUAAGUCCUAACAAUUUUGUACCACCAUGUUAUAACAGAAUAAACUAAACAUUCUUGCCUGCAAUUAUAACCAAACAAUAAAUUUCAACAAUGAAAGCCCAAAACUUUGGGGCCAUGAAGCUGCUUCCAUCUCCUUCUCCGCCUUCUAUUACAAGACCCACUUCCAAAUUCUUCUUCUUCACAUCAAAUACUUCAAAGGGUAUAAAACCCAUCUCCAGUUCACUUCAAUUCGGAUCAAAGAACUUAAGUUUUAGUGAAAAAAUGGAUGUCAAGGCAUGUGUGAAGGUAGACCAGCAGCAAGGUGUUCCAGCAGUUGAGGAAAUUAAGUGGGGGAAGGUCUCAGCUGUGCUGUUUGACAUGGAUGGAGUGUUGUGCAACAGUGAAGAGCCUUCUAGAUUGGCUGCUGUUGAUGUUUUUGCUGAAAUGGGGGUUGAAGUUACUGUGGAGGAUUUUGUUCCUUUCAUGGGAACAGGAGAAGCAAACUUCUUAGGAGGUGUUGCUAAUGUUAAGGGAGUUCAGGGAUUUAGUACUGAUGCAGCUAAAAAGAGGUUCUUUGAGAUAUAUUUAGAAAAGUAUGCGAAACCGAAUUCUGGAAUAGGAUUUCCAGGUGCCCUUGAACUUAUUACUCAGUGCAAAGAGAAAGGUCUCAAAGUUGCUGUUGCGUCUAGUGCUGAUCGGAUCAAAGUUGAUGCAAAUUUAGCUGCUGCUGGUUUGCCGUUGUCAAUGUUUGAUGCUAUUGUGUCAGCAGAUGCUUUUGAGAAUUUGAAACCAGCUCCUGACAUUUUCUUGGCUGCAUCAAAGAUCUUGGAGGUGCCCCCUAGUGAGUGUAUUGUUAUUGAAGAUGCACUGGCUGGAGUACAGGCUGCACAAGCUGCACAGAUGAGAUGCAUAGCUGUGAAAACUACAUUGUCAGAGGAGACGCUAAAGAAUGCAAGCCCAUCCUUUAUCAGAAAAGAUAUAGGAAAUAUUUCAAUUGAUGAUAUUGUUAGCGGUGGAUCUGAUGGCUAUAAUGAGAAGCAGAGACCUCAGGUUCUGUAUUCUUCCGAACAGACUUCAGCAGCAAUGCUCGAAGCAACAACAGAUAAUGUGUCAAUUCCUAACAGCUUUGCUACCAAUGACAAAGAACUCUCAGUUGGGGGGUUGCAGGCUUCUCGGCGCAAUAUAGUGAAAUAUGGAAGCUUGGGGGUUGCUCUUUCAUGUCUGGCCUUCACCAUUUCAAACUGGAAGACAAUGCAAUAUGCAUCUCCUCAAGCCGUAUGGAAUUUAUUUUUUGGCGUCGAUACACCAAACUUCCAGAGAAAUGGAGAUAUAGGCAAGUCGCAGUCAAGAGUCCAACAGUUCGUAGAUUAUAUAUCUGAUUUAGAGACAAGAGGAACUGCUCGCACUGUGCCAGAAUUCCCAGCUAAACUUGACUGGCUGAAUGCAGCUCCACUUCAAUUUGGAAGGGAACUGAAAGGCAAAGUGGUCCUGCUUGACUUCUGGACAUACUGUUGUAUAAAUUGUAUGCAUGUGUUGCCAGAUCUGGAUUUUGUGGAGAAAAAAUACAAAGAUGCACCGUUCACUGUUGUGGGGGUACAUUCAGCUAAGUUUGACAAUGAGAAAGAUUUAGAAGCAAUCCGCAAUGCAGUCUUACGCUACAACAUCUCUCACCCAGUCGUCAAUGAUGGAGAUAUGUAUUUGUGGCAUGAACUAGGUGUAAAUUCAUGGCCUACAUUUGUCCUUGUUGGACCCAACGGUAAGCUUAUCGCUCAAUUAUCAGGAGAAGGCCGUCGAAAGGAUAUUGAUGAUUUGGUGGAGGCAGCUCUUCUGUACUAUAGUAGGAAGAAUAUCCUAGAUAGCACACCAAUUCCCUUGAGUUUGGAGAAAGAUAAUGAUCCUCGUUUAAUUACCUCUCCUCUCAAGUUUCCUGGAAAGUUGGCAAUUGAUAUGCUUAACAAUCGGCUGUUCAUUUCUGAUAGUAACCAUAACCGCAUAGUGGUCACUGAUCUGAAUGGAAACUUUAUUGUCCAAAUUGGGAGCACCGGAGAGGAAGGUCUUCGUGAUGGUUCCUUUGAUGAAGCCACUUUUAAUCGUCCUCAGGGUCUGGCUUACAAUGCAAAGAAAAAUCUCCUGUAUGUUGCAGAUACUGAAAACCAUGCUUUGAGGGAGAUUGAUUUUGUCAAUGAGGUGGUGCGGACUCUUGCUGGAAAUGGAACUAAAGGCUCUGACUAUGUAGGGGGGAAAGCAGGAACCAACCAGGUACUCAACUCUCCAUGGGAUGUCUGCUUUGAACCAGUAAAUGAGAAAGUUUAUAUUGCAAUUGCCGGCCAGCAUCAAAUAUGGGAGCACAAUACUGUGGAUGGAAUUACUAAAGCUUUUAGUGGUGAUGGCUAUGAAAGAAACUUGAAUGGAUCAAGCUCCACAAGCACAUCAUUUGCACAACCAUCUGGAAUUUCUCUCUCUACUGAUUUGAAGGAGGUAUAUGUUGCCGAUAGUGAAAGUAGCUCCAUUCGUGCGGUUGAUCUGAAAACAGGAGGAUCAAGGCUGCUAGCUGGUGGCGAUCCAAUUUUCUCGGACAACUUGUUUAAGUUUGGGGACCAAGAUGGAACAGGAUCUGAAGUACUUCUUCAACAUCCCUUGGGUGUAUUAUGUGCAAAGGACGGUCAAAUAUAUAUAGCAGAUAGCUAUAAUCACAAGAUCAAGAAGCUAGAUCCAACUACUAAAAGAGUUAGUACAAUAGCAGGGACAGGAAAAGCUGGUUUCAAGGAUGGAAAAGCUCUGGCUGCUCAGCUUUCAGAGCCAUCUGGAAUUAUUGAGGCUGGAAAUGGAAGACUUAUCAUAGCUGAUACAAACAACAACAUCAUAAGAUAUUUAGACUUGAACAAGAAGGAAGCUGAACUUCUUACUUUGGAGCUAAAAGGAGUGCAGCCUCCUGCACCAAAAUCCAGAUCCUUAAAACGCCUUAGGAGACGAUCAUCAGCUGAUGUGCAGACCAUUAAAAUCAAUGGUGGUUCAUUAAGUGAGGGAGACCUUCGUCUCAAAAUAUCAUUACUUGAAGAGUACCAUUUCUCAAAGGAAGCUCGCAGCAAAUUUACUGUUGAAACUGAGCCUGAAAUGUCAGUUUUGAUUGAUCCCUUGGAUGGAUAUUUGAGUCCAGAAGGAACUGCUAUUCUUCAUUUCAGGAGACCCUCUGCUUCAGCUUCAACAGCGAGAAUAAAUUGCAAGGUAUACUAUUGUAAAGAAGAUGAGGUGUGUUUAUACGAAUCACUUCUAUUUGAAGUAGCCUUCCAAGAAGAAGCUUCUGACACUACCUCAUCAGAAAUUACACUUGCCUAUACUGUGAAGCCUAAAGCUUCAACAAACAGCUUACAGCUACCAAUUAGUCGCUGAGCAAUUCGAUGUAAUUACACUGUAAGAUUCCUUGCAUUACAUUUCCUCUUUUUACUUUGAAAACACAAAAUUUGAACUUGUUACCUUAAUUCUUAUAAUCUUAACUAUGAUUGUCUUCA
Molecule: messenger RNA, 3636 nt
Organism: Mercurialis annua (annual mercury)
Lineage: Eukaryota; Viridiplantae; Streptophyta; Magnoliopsida; Malpighiales; Euphorbiaceae
Product: protein SUPPRESSOR OF QUENCHING 1, chloroplastic
Exons: 28
Coding region: 239-3517 (1092 amino acids)
Molecular function (GO): protein binding
Source: RefSeq, a predicted model, not a curated record